Ylistrum balloti is the source of this 1176-nucleotide messenger RNA. Its product is annotated as beta-1,3-galactosyltransferase 1-like. NCBI's taxonomy places the organism in Eukaryota, Metazoa, Mollusca, Bivalvia, Pectinida, Pectinidae. The record is from RefSeq and is a predicted model, not a curated record. The coding region runs from base 1 to 1176 and encodes 391 amino acids. Gene Ontology annotation, molecular function: hexosyltransferase activity. Gene Ontology annotation, cellular component: membrane. The transcript has a single exon.
AUGAAUAUAUGCUUGAAUUUACGUACUUUGAUCAAGCUAGAGGCAUGUGUUCUCUAUGUUGUGCUAUGGCUUUGCUUGAUGACCGUUCACUUUCAGUCGUGGAUCAUCCCAAAACACUACCACACUCCAGAAAGCGAUAUAGCUCUCCAAAACUACAAACCAAGGGGAGAAAGUGAAAAUUCUGGUCACCAUAGUAACAAAACAGCAGCACAGAUUUAUACGGGUCCGUCAAAUUCCGAUGUCAUGAAAUGGUUCAUCCAUGGCCCAAAACUGGUUCAGUUGCCGCAGAAGUCUCGUAAACAUCCACAUCUCAUGUCAUAUGACGUUCAAAAAGAGGUUUGUCAUCGAGGUGCUGUUCACUUAUUGAUAUAUAUACACAGCGCGCCACAAAAUGGCUACAAGCGUGAUGAAAUCAGAAACACGUGGGCAGGGGUCCAUAACUUCAAAGAAAUUUAUGUAGAACGCGUUUUUCUAGUUGGUGAAACGGACGAUAAACAAGUUAUCGAAAAUGUAGAAAACGAACGAAAGCAGCAGGAUGAUAUUAUUCUUUGUCAUUUUAAAGACAGUUUUAGAAAUAUGUCUCUGAAAGCCAUUGCUCUAUUGGACUUCGUAAACAACCGUUGUACACAAGCGAAGUAUAUACUUAAAACGGACGAUGAUAUAUUUGUAGAUAUGUAUGCACUCAUUGAAAAAAUUAUACCACAAAUAAUGAAAAAGCCAAAAUCUAUUGUUUGUGAAAGAAAAUACAAUCAUUCGAUCGUCACUGACCGAAACAGUAAAUGGUAUAUACCGCCAGAUCUUCUAACUGUGACUGAUAAAGGCAAACUUCCAACGUUCUGCACAGGAUAUGCCGUGCUUUUUACCAGUGAUCUGGUUCCUUUGCUUCUGAAUGCCUCUUACGAGACCCCACUUGUACAAGUUGACGAUGUGUACAUGUUCGGAUUUCUGUUGAAGAGAGUUCCAGGUGUAAAUGUUAUUGAUAGUGUUAAUUCAUUUACACUGAACCAGGAGCUGGGAAUGACCGAGUACCAGGACAGGACGAAACCUAUAGAACAUUUUGUUGUCAGUGCUUCGGAAAAGGGAACACAGGAAAAACUCUGGCAGAAUGCUAUUGAUAAAGUUUCUCUCUUUGGUAAAGAAAUCAUGAAUCACAACCUAUUACCCUACGAAUACUGA